This is a messenger RNA of Camelina sativa (false flax), 1738 nucleotides long. The record is from RefSeq and is a predicted model, not a curated record. Lineage: Eukaryota; Viridiplantae; Streptophyta; Magnoliopsida; Brassicales; Brassicaceae.
UUCUUGUGAAAAGAGUCCAAAAAAUUCACUUCAUCUAGGGUUUAACAUUUAUUUGAGACGGGACUGAACAAACAACAUGUCUUACGUACCUUCUUUCCCUUGUUCCAUCUCCAUUCUUUUCAUUUCCUCUAUAUAAGAACACUAGAGUUGAUCAUCUAUAGACUAUAGUCCAUAUACCAUAAAAAUGGCAAAUAUUAAAGAAAAGAAUGGAGAUGGAACCAAGCUCCACGUAGCAAUGUUUCCAUGGUUAGCCUUUGGCCAUUUGGUUCCACAUUUGGAGCUCUCUAUACUCAUGGUUCAAAAGGGUCACAACGUAUCUUUCAUUUCCACUCCUGGUAACAUCGACCGUCUCCUCCCACGGUUGCCCGAGAAUCUCUCCUCGGCCAUUAAUUUCGUCAAGCUCCCAUUUGCCGGCCACAAAAAACUCCCAGUGGACGCCGAAGCCACUACAGACGUACCUUUCGAUCUCGUUCCUUAUUUGAAAAUCGCUUUCGACGGAUUACGAGUUCCGUUAACGGAGUUUCUUGAAUCUUUGAAACCUGAUUGGCUUCUCCAAGAUUUUGCACCUUAUUGGCUUCCUCCAAUAGCUCGCCGCCUUGGAAUUAAAAACGCAUAUUUCGGCGCUUUUAACUGCGGGAUUUUCGGAAUUCUUAAACCACCAGGGUUCGAGGAGUACCGUAAAUCCCCUGAGGAUUUUGUGACGAAGCCUAAAUGGGUUCCAUUCGAAACUCCGGUGUUUUUCCAGUUAUUCGAAAGCAAGGCCAUUUUCAAUGGAGCAGUGGUGGAAUCCACCGAAGGGAAUAUCCCCGACCUUGACCGUAUCGCCGGCGUACUCGACGGGUGUGAUAUUAUUGUCAUACGGAGCUGCAACGAGUACGAAACAGAAUGGUUGGAACUUUUACAAGAUCUUCAUCGUAAACCAGUUAUCCCUGUUGGAGUUUUACCUCCAAAACUGGAUGAAACGUUUAAAGAUACCGACGCAUGGUUGUCUACUAAAAAGUGGUUAGACUCACGAAAAACUAACUCCGUGGUUUACGUAAGUUUCGGUACAGAAGCUAAACCGAGUCAAUCCGAGUUUAAUUCGAUAGCUCUUGGUUUAGAGCUUUCCGGUUUACCUUUUUUUUGGGCGUUAAGGACUCGGCGCGGUCCGUGGGAUUCCGAACCGCUUGAGCUUCCUGAAGGGUUUGAAGAGCGUACGGCUGAUAGAGGGAUGGUGUGGAGAGGUUGGGUUGAACAACUGAGAACAUUGAACCACGAUUCUAUCGGGUUGGUAUUGUCCCAUUCCGGUUGGAAUACAUUAAUCGAAGCUGUACGGUUUGCUAAACCUAUGGUGAUGAUAGGUUUUGUAUACGGCCAAGGAUUCAAUGCGAGAGUAGCCGAGGAAAAGAAAAUUGGACAUAUGAUCCUUCGGGAAGAAACAACAGGUUCCUUUACUAAAGAAGAUGUUGCUCAAGCGCUGAGAUUGGUAAUGGAGGGAGAAGAAGGAAAGGUUUAUAGAGAGAGUGUGAAGGACAUGAAGGGAGUGUUUGGAGAUAUGGAAACACAAGAUCGUUAUGUUGAUUCUUUCUUGGAUUAUCUUGUUACUCAUCGUUAGCAUUGAUCUGCAUGUGUUUGAUCCAAUGACGGGUCAAUAUUGAGUGUUAAAAUUGAUCAAGUGUAUACGAUAGUUAAAAUUGAUCUAAGUGUUGUAACGAUGAUCAGUGAAUAAUAUGUUGUUUUGAAAUGGUCAAGGUCUAUA